Messenger RNA from Umbelopsis ramanniana AG, 807 nucleotides. RefSeq lists its product as uncharacterized. The transcript has 3 exons. Gene Ontology annotation, cellular component: NatA complex. Gene Ontology annotation, molecular function: acyltransferase activity, transferring groups other than amino-acyl groups. NCBI's taxonomy places the organism in Eukaryota, Fungi, Mucoromycota, Umbelopsidomycetes, Umbelopsidales, Umbelopsidaceae. Gene Ontology annotation, biological process: mitotic sister chromatid cohesion. The record is from RefSeq and is a predicted model, not a curated record. Bases 29 to 526 code for a protein of 165 amino acids.
UCCUGAUUCCAUUCAAACCCCAUUCACCAUGGCCCCAACAGUGACCACGUCGCGCAUCUCCUUGGGGGAUUUGACUCCCAACAACAUUGGCCAAUUGCGUGUUCUUAACAGCACUCUGUUCCCUGUCAACUAUAGCGACAAGUUCUACAAGGAGGUGUUGGAGGUUGGUGAAUUUGCCAAACUUGCUUAUUUCAACGACGUCUGCGUCGGCGCUGUCUGCUGCCGAGUCGAACCCAUCGAUACCAACGAAAGCUCCUCCAAGCUUUAUAUCAUGACUUUGGGUGUCCUCAAGCCAUACCGACACUUGGGAAUCGGACGUAAGCUCUUGGAUCACAUCCUCGAGCAUGCUUCAACCAACAAUGAGCAGACCAUCACUGAGGUGUACCUUCAUGUCCAGACCACCAACCAGGAAGCCUUGUCCUUCUAUAAGAACCAAGGCUUUGAAAUCACUGGCACCACCAACAACUACUAUAAAAACAUUGACGACAAGGAUGCCUAUGUCUUGACCAAGCCUAUCCACCAGUGACUUUCCCUCACUGAUACAGCUAGCAUCCUGGUCAACACCUUCCAUGUCUUUAACACCACUCCCGUUACGUCCCGUUCCAUGUAUAGUCACUAUAAGAAACUGUGGAUAGAAAAAAGGCUAUCAUGAUAGACCACUUUUAAAAAAUGUUAUUUGUUAUAUUAAGCCAUGAUACCACAUAAUUCUCUAGGCUGAGGAGGGAUCAAAAAAAAAAAACUAGGAAGCACAAAAAUACCUAAAAGCACGCAAUAAAGCUCAAAAAAAUACAUUCAUGAUAUUCAGAA